CAUGUUCGAGACAUCUUCUUAGCACCAACCUUGCAAUUUCAUAUCUCUCUCAAUGCAAAAUACAAAACCUACAACAACAAACAACCCUCUUAACGCGCUCUACGCCAACUCCAUAAAAAAACCCAUUAAGAAACUAAAAUCUUUAUUUUCUUGAUGGUCGUCGAGCAUGGAAUUAGAAUUAACUAACAGAAUCAAGAAUAUUGUAACGGACUCGGAAAUGGUAGCCGCGCAACAGCUGAUGCAGCUAAGCGACGAGGAUAGUAACAACGGGAUUAAGAAGAAGAAUAUCGAUGAUGAUAACGAGUUGGAUCGGAGCAGCCAAGACGAGAUAACUUCGAAGAAGAUCGAAGAGAUUUUCGGUAAAGAAGAAGAAGAAGAAGAAGAAGAAGAAGGGCCAAGAAGGAAAAAAUAUAGGUCUAUUCAGAGUAUUUACAGAACCACGAAGCCAAUAAUCAAGGUUAGAUAUAAUGGGAAGCAGCAUUAUUAUAAUGAUAUUAAUAAUAUUAAAAUGGUCAGGAGCAGGAAACCCUAAUGGAGAGAGGUUAAUGAUGAUGUUAGAGCUAGCAAGUAUUUAGUUAAUUAAUCUAUUGUAAAUAUUUAAUAAGUUUUGUUUUGCUAGGAAAAUUAACUGAGAAUUGGAGAUAUUUUUUU
Molecule: messenger RNA, 651 nt
Organism: Mercurialis annua (annual mercury)
Lineage: Eukaryota; Viridiplantae; Streptophyta; Magnoliopsida; Malpighiales; Euphorbiaceae
Exons: 1
Coding region: 167-532 (121 amino acids)
Source: RefSeq, a predicted model, not a curated record